UUCUAAACGACGUCAUCAUUGCGCUCCCCAAGUGUGGCUGACAAGUGAAAAGCCACACGCUUUACAGGUGAAUUUAAUGCUGUUGGCACAAUCUUCGCCUAUUUGAUCCCAUAAGAUGUCUUCACUCCUCAAGGUGGACAAUGAAAUCAAAACCAAGGUUGAUGCUUUUAGGGAACGAAUCACUUCAGAAGCAGAGAACCUCGUUGCUAGUUUUUUCCCAAAGAAGUUACUGGAACUCGAUCACUUCCUUAAGGAUCCAAUCAUAAACAUCAGUGACCUGAAGGAGAUCCACUCUGACAUCAAUCUCACGGUGCCAGACCCCAUCCUGCUCCCAAACCUGCAUGACGGACUUGAAGCGCAAAAUGCAAAGAAGAGAAAGCUGGAGGAUGGAGGGGAGGACAUGGUCACCGGCACCAAGGUCUUCGUCAUGCCUGGCGGGAUGAUGAAGAGCAAUGGGAAUCUUGUCGAUCUCAUUGAAAAGGUCAAACCAGAGAUCAGGACGCUCAUAGAGAAAUGUAACACAGUCAAAAUGUGGGUUCAGCUGCUCAUCCCACGGAUAGAAGAUGGCAACAACUUCGGAGUGUCCAUCCAGGAGGAGACAGUAGCUGAGCUCAGAACAGUGGAAGGGGAGGCGGCAUCCUACCUCGAUCAGAUUUCAAGAUACUACAUCACAAGGGCAAAGCUGGUUUCUAAAAUAGCUAAAUAUCCACAUGUGGAGGACUAUCGGCGUACAGUAACCGAGAUUGAUGAGAAGGAAUACAUCAGUCUGAAGAUCAUAGUUUCGGAGCUUCGAAAUCAAUACGUUACGUUACACGACAUGAUCCUGAAGAACAUCGAGAAGAUCAAGAAGCCUCGAAGCAGUAAUGCCGACGCCUUGUACUGAUGUUCAUCCAGCCAUCUCAAGUCUUCGCCUCCCAUUUCCAGCCCUCGUUCCUCCAUCGCCGCCACGCCAUGUCGAGCUGCAGACGCCCGGCCCCGGUCCACUCUGGACUACAUCGAGACAUUCACACAUUUCAGUACAAUCAACUCAGCCCAGUACAGAAACAUAGCUUCCAUAGACGGACACGACGCACACCUUUUUGUUUUAAUUGUAAAAUAUUUGUCUUGUUUUAAAUCCUUUGAAGACAUAAAAUAUUCUCUCAGAGAGUGGGGAGAUAGUUCACAGACAACAUGAAGCGCUAUGUAUUUUUUAAUUUUAAUUAAACAUUUUGUCCUCA
Labrus mixtus (cuckoo wrasse) is the source of this 1217-nucleotide messenger RNA. It is a transcript of the gene psme3, whose product is annotated as proteasome activator subunit 3. The coding region runs from base 116 to 883 and encodes 255 amino acids. Gene Ontology annotation, biological process: regulation of proteasomal protein catabolic process; regulation of G1/S transition of mitotic cell cycle; positive regulation of endopeptidase activity. Gene Ontology annotation, cellular component: cytoplasm; proteasome activator complex; nucleoplasm. The transcript has 10 exons. The record is from RefSeq and is a predicted model, not a curated record. NCBI's taxonomy places the organism in Eukaryota, Metazoa, Chordata, Actinopteri, Labriformes, Labridae. Gene Ontology annotation, molecular function: endopeptidase activator activity.